UUAAGGCUGUAUAGAUUCCAAUGCUUAUCUUAAGUUGAGGCUGUAUAGAUUCUAAUGUUUGCUUUCAUUUAAGGCUGUAUAGAUUCUAAUGUUUGCUUUCAGUUAAGGCUGUAUAGAUUCUAAUGUUUAUCUUAAGUUGAGGCUGUAUAGAUUCUUAUGUUUGUCUUAAGCUGAGGCUGUAUAGAUCCUAAUGUUUGUCUUCGGUGAGGCUGUUAAGCUGAGGCUGUAUAGAUUCUAAUGUUUGUCUUCAGUUGAGGCUGUAUAACGUUCAAUGUUUGUCCAAAUUUUAGGCUUUAUUGAAUCCAGGAUCUCUCAAAUUUGAAGCUGUUUAGAUUCCAAUAUCUGUCUUAAUAUAAAGCUGUAUUCAGUCCAAUGUUAGUGCUACGUUGGAGUUGAAAAGACUCCAUUGUCUGUCCUACGGUGUAGCUGUAUAGAUUCCAAUGUCGAUCGAACUUGGGAACAGUGAGCUAUAAUUGUUUAUUUCCUUGAAAAGUAUUUAUUUUAUUUAAAAUUGUCAUCUUUUGUCUUAAUUAUUAUCUGAAAUCUCAAAAAAUGUGGAUAAAGAAAUUUUCAUAUAUUUUACGACAUUUCAAUGGGGGUGUAUAGAUUCCAGUGGUCAGUCCGUGAGCGUGUAUAGAAUAUAACGUCGACCGCAUAAAAAUGUAAACAAUUUUAACGUCUUGCUAAGUUUAAACCCUUAGAUCUUGACACAACAACUAUUUCAUGGGUUUGAUGUUUAUUUGUUCAAAAGUCUUGCAGGUUCAGCGAUUUAUUUCCGUAUUAUAGUGAUGCAUGGACCAGCUGGUCAGACUUAAGAAAUAUUCUUGUUGCUUUAUAUACAUGCUCCAGUACCAACUACAUAUCAUACCUGAAGAUGAAUUCAAAAGCUGGAAUUCUUUGAAAUAGUGAGCAAGGCAAUGACUUCACAGAGCCAUCUAGGAUUCAACUCAUCAGCAGUAAACUCAUCUGAUAGUGUACUAUCAACAACCCUGUCAGCUGUACCAAAGGCACAUACGAGUCAUGUUGUGGCCUACAUUGUUAUACCUCUUGGAUCAUUGGUUUUGGUCAUAGUGCUGGCACUUGUCAUAAUGAUGAUAUUUAAGAGGAACAGGAUAGAGCGACUGCGUCACCACCUAAUGCCGCUGUACAACUUUGAGCCGGGAGAGGAAGACUGGGAGUCAGAGCUCCUGGAUGAUCGAGGAAGACGCAUGUACUACAAGGAUGGGGGAGGGCCUAUGAACUAUUCACAGGGCCCCAGCUAUGCGGCUCCGCAGUUGCAGUUCAACGCAUAAUACUUCCUGGUCACAGCUCCUGAGCCAUGAGAUAAGACAGUCGCCAAACAGGUCUCGUUGAGCUCACUCUUGUUAUGAAUCAAAAGUAUUUAUGUUAACUGAGUAUUUUGUUGUAAACCUCUUUUGUGAUUAGUUAAAAUCAGUAUACAUUUUUUGUGAUCGCUGUGUAUAACAUGAAUCUCAUGAUAACUAUAUAGUUAAGACGGCUUCAGUUACUACCAAACAGGUCUGAUUUUUCAAACAAACCUUUAUAUUUGAUUCAUUCCAAGUUGUUAGUCUGACAUUCCAAGUAAUAUUGUAAAAAUGUAACUCUUUAGGUUAUCAUAACGUUUCCAUGUACCCAUUGUUUAAAGACUUUUUACAUAAGGCUUACAUGUACAUCUAAAUUCAUUGAAAAUUAAUUUGUGGAUGUAUAAUAUAUAUACAGUAAAUAUUCUUUCAUUGCAAUUACUGACUAUAGAUGUACAUGGUUUUGACCAUCAUCAAUCUAUACACUGUUUGUAUGGACAAAAAUCAAACUCAGUAAGCUUGAUCAGAUGAAUACUGUUUUUAGUUGUUAUUGUAGCUUUUAACAUUUAUUGAAUAGAAGAAAUGCGAAAGUUUUGGUGUAAGUCACCGAUGGUCUCUGAGAGCAUGAAAAAAUUCUGUGACCAUGUGAACUUUUUUUAUUUUAUAAAAAAUUCAACAACUUACCUGUUUCAUGUAUACUUAUUUAAAUUUUAGAAAUUUUUUAUUGUGAUGUCAUUUCAAACAUGUUCAAACAUGUUCACAAUUCAUUUAUGUUCUUUAAGAGUAGUGAAAAUAUCUUAAUUCAAUAUAUUGAUGUGAAAAAGAACAGCAGUAGAAAUAAAGUAGUAGUUUCAAAUACUAACGGACUUCAUCUCCACUUUUUGAUCUUAUUAUGUACUUUUGCUAGAGUUUUUGUUUAAUGUCUUUUUUUCUUACACCAGUAUUCUUUACAAAUUAUUAUAUCUCUAAAUUGUUACACCAGCAUUCCUUACAAAUUAUUAUAUCUAUAUUUUGUUACACCAUCAUUUUUUACAAAUUAUUAUAUCUCCCACAUUGUUACACUAGCAUUCUUUACAAAUCAUUUUAUCUCUAUUUUGUUACACCAGCAUUCUUUACAAAUUGUUUGAUCUCUAUUUUGUUACACCAGCAUUCUUUACAUAUCAUUUUAUCUCUAUUUUGUUACACCAGCAUUCUUUACAAAUUGUUUUAUCUCUAUUUUGUUAUACCAGCAUUCUUUACAAAUAAUUUUAUCUCUAUUUUGUUACACCAGCAUUCUUUACAAAUUGUUUGAUCUCUAUUUUGUUACACCAGCAUUCUUUACAUAUUGUUUUAUCUGUUCUUUGUUACUUCAGCAUUUAAAAAAAAUGUUUUAUCUCUAUUUUGUUACACCAAUUUUUUUAAAGUUGUUUUAUCUCUGUUUUGUUACACCAAUGUUUUUUACCAAUUGUUUUAUCUCAAUUUUGUUACAACAGUGUUUUUUUACAAAUUGUUUUACCUCUAUUUUGUAUCAGCAAUGAUCUUCACAUUUGUAUACUCUAUAAUUAUUAUUUACAUUAUCAGUAUGUUUUUUUAUGAUUGUAAAUUUAUUUUGUUAUUUUAUAAACAAAAAACACAUGUUCAACAGUUUUUCAUGUAAUUGAGCCAAGUCAGUGAAUAUUGCAUUUUCUUUUUUCAAGAACAGUUGUUUUCAUUCUAGUCAGUGUCUCAUUCAUCUGUACAGUUGAAUUUUCCAUAUUCUAGUCAUGUUAAAAUAUGUUUUGCUUUUUCUGAAAGCAUACAGUAAAGAUACAAAUAUAAGUCCAUCAAUAGCAUCAUCUUUGCAUCAGCAUAAAAUACACCAUUACUUAAAAACAAACUCAAACCUUUACUGAUUGGCUGAUAGUUUUUUGCUAAGUAAAGAAUGGAAAAUGUGUUGCCUAUUAUAUCUCAAAAUAUUUAUAGACCUUUUUUGGGAUAAUGCAAUUCUUAUUGUAUGCUCUUUUCCUUGUAAGGCUGUGGUUUUAGAAGGUUAUUUGAUGCUUUGAAUUUGAUGUCUUCCUGUUUCUAAAGUGAACUUGUGCAAUAUUGUAUAGUUUUGAAUCUCAAACAUAGGGAAGUUUGUCUCGACGAUUUCUUGAUUAUUGUUAUUACUUAUGUUUCAUGAAAAUUGGUACACAUUUUAACAGUUCAGUAUGUUUUACAGGUGUCAUAACUUUUCGCUCUUUGAUUAUUUGAAUAGACUACUGUUAUCAGACGAGCGUUUUUAUCUGCUUGCGGAUAUUUUAUUCUGAGUAUAUGUAGUUUGGAUGGUCUUGUGAUUAACCAUGAUGUAUGUAGGGGAGAACUUCUGGUAGCUUUCUGUGUUGAUUUUCACUAUACCUAACAGCUAGCAUCUCAAACACAAAAAAGUCUCAUAAGUAUUAUAUAGGUUUGCGAAUGUUGUCUGUCUGUCGACAAUGUUUUGAUCUUUUCAUUAUGGACCAUGUAUGUCACUUCAGUGGUAGGUUGCCCUCAACCGGUAGAUGACCACUAUUGUUUUUAGGUCAUUUGGUCAGAGGUCAAUGUCAACAGUAUUAUGAAAACUUUGUCCACAUAAUAACUAGAAAAACGGGUUGACCUAGGAUCAUGCAACUUGACAAUUGUGAGGUUGCCCUUAACUAGUAAAUUAUAUAUCCAGUGUUUUUUUUGGUAAAUAGGUAAAUUGUCAUGGUUAUGGUCAAACGUCUUAUUACAAAAUUGUCCACAAUAACUUCAGGAUGUUUGACCUAUGACCAUGAGACUACAGCCGUAGUUUUCCAUUGUCCAUUAUAUGAACCCUCUUUUUGGAAGAUAGGGGACAGUCUGUAAAGGUCAGAGGCAUCAGUCUAAUGAACACUUUGUUACCAGAUCAAACUUCGAAAGUUUGUCUUCACUUUUUAAUUUUUUAAAAAACUUUGUGCAUACAUUAAACAUCUUUUUACAUUCUUCAAUCUUUACAUGUUUAUGACAAACAGCGUUUGGUGUCAUAAUGUUUUACACACAUCUAAUGUUUAUAUUGUUUUGUUAAAACGUAAUGUUUGUCAUUAUAACUUAGUAUUGUUUUAUUCUAAGAAAUAAAAAAAAU
Molecule: messenger RNA, 4383 nt
Organism: Mya arenaria
Lineage: Eukaryota; Metazoa; Mollusca; Bivalvia; Myida; Myidae
Product: small integral membrane protein 29-like
Exons: 5
Coding region: 918-1292 (124 amino acids)
Source: RefSeq, a predicted model, not a curated record